CAUGGCGAGCGACAUGGCUUCGCGUUUGUUUGCCGUGUUUUUCAGUUUAUCGCAGGUGUUAUCUGGAAUAUCUGCACAAAUAGACAGAAACGGAAUCGCAGUACAACAAAUCGACCAUUUCCUUAUCGCAGUUAAUAACCUGACUGCGACAACAGCAUUUUAUUCAAAAGUUUUUAAUAGUCGCAUUAAGGAGGGUAAUCCCGUGGAAAUCUAUCUGGGACAGGCACUGGUCAAGGUGUUCCAGACAAACAGCGACUUCACCCCUCGAGCGAACUCCCCGACCCCUGGCUCCGCCGAUGUGUGCCUCGUCAUCCGAACCGAUUUGACGUCGGCCGCGCAGUACCUGCAGGCCAUUAACGUGACAGUCAUACAGGGUCGUGGUGGUCGACCCGGCGCCCUGGGUACACUGCAGUCCAUCUACUUUAGAGACCCGGAUGGAAAUCUUUUGGAAGUUGCCAAUUAUGAAAAUGAACAACAAAAUGCUGAUGUUAGUCGUGGAAUCCAAGUAGAUCGCCUGGAUCAUUUUGUAAUCACGGCAACAGACCAAACAUCAACCAUCAACUUUUAUGACCAAAUCUUUAACGUUCGUCGGACCAACUGGGAGAUCUUCCUUGGUCCACAGAAAAUCAACGUGCACCAGCUGGGCCGGGAGUUCUCGCCUCACGCAGAACCCGUCACAGUCGGAGCAGCCGACAUUUGUCUCCUCACGACAACCAACCUCGCGGACUGUAUCAACUUUCUUCGGAACUUGAACAUAUCCAUUGAGCAAGGCCCUGUGUAUAAUUCUGGGGCAACAGGAACCAUCAGAUCCAUCUACUUCAGAGAUCCCAAUCAAAACCUCAUCCAGCUGGCCAACACGGUGGGCAACAGACCAACAACAAAUGACCCGCAAUAUCAGGGGAACACUCCGUCCACAAGAAGUCCUGCAGCCAAAGUGUGUAUAUCUGGACAUACUAUUGCUCGAUUCAUAUUUCUCAUCAUAGUUUUAUCCAUAUUUUAGUAAAUUUGCAAAAAAUUUGCAAAAAAUAAAACUAAUUAUUAUUAAAAAAAUUUAUGCUAGCAGUAUUGUAAUACAGAAGGCUAAGGAAGGAAUUUCAAAAUACUAUUAGAUAUGUACCUGGAACUGUGAGCUAAAAUAACAGUUACUCUGCACUGUACUUGUUUAAUUGGUCAAUGCUCAUCACUAUCGAUGUUUCUCCAUUAUAAAAACAGUAGAUUACAUAUGCAUUAUCAGGAAUCAAAACAGGUAUAAUGACUGGUAACUCAUUUACAGGUUACCACAAAAAACAGACCUGGUAUACAACAAUUUUAUCAAGUUUACGAUUCCCAUAAUUUUAACUAUUAAAAUCCUUUAAAACAGAUUAUAGUUCAGGACAAAAUAUUCCACCUGACAUGUCAUUCUGUUCAAAUGUCGGUACUGUAAACAAAUAAGCAAUUUCUAUACACCAGUUUCAGUUAAUUGAAUAGAUUAUGCAAAUAUACUUCAUGUUGGUUACCUAGCUAAAAAUCAUGAGAAUUGAGUUCCUUUUACAUAAGGUUUUGAAAUAUUGUCCCAUAGUACUAUAUUAAUCAUUCAUAUCACAAUUCAUGUUGUAUUGCUACUUGUAUUGAAUUCUUAUAUGUGAAUAAAACACAACUGGUCAAUGGUA
Messenger RNA from Gigantopelta aegis, 1649 nucleotides. RefSeq lists its product as uncharacterized. The transcript is spliced from 7 exons. NCBI's taxonomy places the organism in Eukaryota, Metazoa, Mollusca, Gastropoda, Neomphalida, Peltospiridae. The record is from RefSeq and is a predicted model, not a curated record. The coding region runs from base 2 to 1000 and encodes 332 amino acids.